Phytophthora sojae is the source of this 1248-nucleotide messenger RNA. RefSeq lists its product as hypothetical. Gene Ontology annotation, biological process: magnesium ion transport. Lineage: Eukaryota; Oomycota; Peronosporomycetes; Peronosporales; Peronosporaceae. The record is from RefSeq and is a predicted model, not a curated record. Gene Ontology annotation, cellular component: membrane. The transcript is spliced from 5 exons. The coding region runs from base 1 to 1248 and encodes 415 amino acids. Gene Ontology annotation, molecular function: magnesium ion transmembrane transporter activity.
AUGAAGACGUGGGAGGCCUUCGGCGCCGGCCUGGCCGUGGUGGCCUCCAUCGUCUCGAACCUGGGCGUGAACAUCCAAAAGUACUCGCACCUGAGCGAGGCCGCCAAGCCCGUGCACGAGCGCCGGCCGUACGUGCGGCGGCCCGUGUGGUGGGUGGGCUUCGCGCUCGUGGCGCUCGGCAGUCUGGGCGACUUCGCGGCCUUCGGUUUCGCCACGCAGUCGCUGGUGGCAGCGCUGGGAGGAGGCGCAACGCUUGUUGCCAAUGUCAUCACGGCGCAGUGUCUAAACGGAGAGAGAUUGUACAAGACGGAUGUCGGUGGGGUGUUUUUCGUUAUUCUGGGAGUGGUGAUCAUCGCGUGGAUCGCCGAGCCGAACGUCGAGUACCCUCUGCCUGAACUCGAGCAGAGAUUCGUCCGAACGCCUUUCGUGGUGUACAUUACAUGUGUGGGAGUUUGUGCCGUGAGCAUGUUGGCCACCAUCAAAGGCUCAGUUGCCAAUCGGCUCAAGAACCAGGUCUACUGGUCCAACAAACGCCAGAAGAAGCUCAUGAAGCAAUUCGAGAUUCGGGUCCAGCGACUAGAGCAACGUCUGCUGGACAUGGAGGUGAAGCUGCUUCAAGUCACCACUUCACCUUCGCCACUACCGACAGGGCUCAUAAACCCGCCAGCCAUGAGCAGGGAACUCCGAGAGCUGAUCGACUCGACCAACGCGGAGGACGCUGAAGCAGACGAAGAGGCUGCAGCCAGGGAGUCGCGCGUGCCGUACUACUACGCCAUCUGCUCGGGCAUCGUGGGCGCCAUGACGGUGCUGCUGGCCAAGUGUUCCGCCAUCAUGAUCGCGCUGACGCUCAAGGGCGACAACCAGUUCCGAUACGGCUUGACGUACAUCUUCCUGGGCGGCAUGUUCGUGUGCGUCCUCGUGCAGACGCACUUCCUCAACAUGGCCACGGCUUUGGGGGACAUCAUGACCGUGUUCCCCAUCUUCCAGGCCUGCUGGAUCACCUUCAGCGUCGUCGGUGGGGCCAUCUUCUACCAGAACGACGAUGAUCCGUUCCCUACGGUAGACAAAGUGUUCUAUCCGCUCGCUUUGCUGGCGAUUGCGGUGGGUGUCGGACUGCUGGUGCAGCACAACUCCUCGAGCUCGGACGACGAUGACGACAUUCUCUUGAGUGUCGAUGCUUCCAUGAGCUCGCCUCUGCUUCCGGCGGGCUCGCGGGAAGACGAGGGUUACCUGCACCUCAGCGCGUAG